Astrephomene gubernaculifera is the source of this 9327-nucleotide messenger RNA. The record is from the annotation of a GenBank genome assembly. Lineage: Eukaryota; Viridiplantae; Chlorophyta; Chlorophyceae; Chlamydomonadales; Astrephomenaceae.
AUCGUAUCCGGCCCAGUCCUGACCACGCCAUGUAAGCAGUCUAGCGCCUAGAACCCACACUGCCCAUUGUGGUCUGACCGGGUCAGCGCUUUGUGCUAGUUCGUGAAAUUCUAUAACUGUAGAUUAUACACGGUCGGGAGUCAUUCCCCAAAACCUUAUGCUAACUUUAUUUUAGCCGAUGUCCAAAUCAACAGCUCGACCCUUUCCAUCCCUAUUAGACCAGGAACUUUAUUCAGAUAUUACAGCUCUUGCUGAUAGUCCCAAGAAGGCCCAUUCAAUAAGUACCUCAGCUGGGGCAGGGUCAGCCACCAAAGCUCUUUCCAGUUAUCUUGCCAAACAGGCUGUAAAUCAACGCGAGACACCGGACCUGCUUGUAAGGGACGUCCAAUCUAGGCGACGUGUUACCUUUAAGGAUGCCGAAGAUAAAGCCAUGGCCCCGGAGGAUGCGGUAUCAGGAAUGCUGCGGGACCAUGGACCAGCUCGUGCCGAAGCUCGAGCUCCGUCCAGCUUCCCGCUGCACCAGCUCGAUUCCGACGCCCUGGAACUCGAGCGCAAAAAGGUGAGCCUGCAGAGCUCUGUGCGCGUGGAGGUACUGCGCAGUGAGCAGCAGCGCGCGCUGGAGCUGCUGCAGCGGGAGCGGGCAGCUAUAGCAGCUGCGACGGCAAACGCGAAUGAGCGGAUGCAGCUGGCGGAGAUGGAGAUGCAGGCCCUGGCCCGUAAGGAGGACGACAUGCGCGCAAAGAUCAGCCGAGCAGAGGAGGAGCUGGCGCAGCGAGACUACGAGUUGAAGCAACGUGAGGAGGCGGUGCGGAGCAUCGAGGAGAUGGCACAGCGGUUCAGCAUGAAGGAGGAGGCGCUGCAUCAGCAUGAGAACGAGCUGACUGCGCGCGAAGCGGCUUUGGUUAGGCUGGAACAAGCGGCACAGCAGGCGAACAAGGAGGCGGAGGCGCUGCGGGAGGCGUACAAGGAGCGAGCUGCGCGUCUCGCGGCCAAAGUCCGGGAAUGGGAGGAGGACCGGGGCGAGGCAAGGCGUCGACUAGACGAGGAGGCUGCAGCCCUGGAAGAGCGGCGGCAGAAGAUCUCGCUUGAGCUGCAUGAGCGGGACGCCACCGUCACGCUGCGGGAGCAGAAGCUAGCGGCAGACCUGCGGGAGGCUGAAGAGGAGAGCGCGGCCCGCCAGGCCGCCCACGAGCAGCAGCGUCGGACCAUGAUGGCUGAAAUGGAGGGCCUGCAGGCGCAGGUUUCUGUGCUCAUGUCCGAGGUUGCACAGCUCCAAAAGACUCGGGAGCAGAAGGAGGAACGGCUUGAGGAAGUCGAAAAGCAGGUUGAAGCAGCGGAGCGCCAGCUGGCUGAGCGCUCUGUUGCGCUGGACGACGCGCGCCUGACGGAGGCUGCUGCCAGCCAGGCGGCCAGCGAAACCCAUGCAAACCUCAGGCUGUUGCGAAAGGAUCAUGAGGCCCUUAAGGAGGAGGUCAGCGGCCUUGCUCGUGACAAGGAGCGCCUGAUGCUCGCCAUUGGGCAGGAGCGUGAGACCUGGCACCAGCAGCACAAGGCAGAGCUGGAAGCGCUACAAGCACAGCAGACGGCAUCAAGGCUGGAGGCCGAGCGAACCCGUGUUGAGAUUGAGCAGCUGAGCCAGAAGCAGGAGGCGCGAGCCAAGGAGGUGGAGGAGUGGAUCGCCGAGCAGACCACUGCCAUCAACCACGGCAAGGCCCGGGUCGACGCCGACGAGCGCAGGCUUCAGGUGCUGGGUGAGGAGCUCCUGUCCAGGGAGCGCGAGGUCACUGCGCUGCGUUCCGAGCUGAAUGAAGAGCUGCAAAAGGCGAAGCGCGAAACUGCGACGCUGGCAGCUGACAGGGCCAAAUUGCAGGCAGCCCAGGCGGAGUUGGUCUCCCAGCAGGCAGCGCUGGAGGAAGCCAAACGCAACAUGGCAGCAGAAGUACAGCAAAGCCUGCGGGAACGUGAGGCCGCACUGCUUGAGCGUCAGGCCCAGCUGGAGCGCCGCCAGGCUGACCUGGAGCAGCAGCGGUCAGGCCUGGAGAUGGAGUACCAGCGUCGCAUGAUGGCGCUAGACAUGCGCGAGCAGGAGGUGCAGAACAACAGUCGGUCGUUGGAGCGGCGGGCCCAGGACAUGACUGGACAAGAGCAACGAAUGGCACGGGACCUGGGUGAGAAGGAGGUGUCGCUUCGUAGCCUGGAGGCAUCCCUCCGGCUGCAGCAAGCAGACGUGGAUCAGAAGCUACAGAACUUGGCGGAGCAGCGCGACAGGCUGGCGCAGGACCGGAAGGCGAUGGCUACGGAGAGGGCUGAUCACGAGCGGCUCAUGACCGAAUCGAGACGAAUGCAGCGAGAAGCUGAGGUGGCGCGUGAAGAGGCACAACAUGUGCAGGCCCUUGCUGAGACACGGGAGCGACGCGCACGAGAGCUGGAGGAACGAGUCAACGCAGCUAGCCGCGACAUCAACGCCAAGACUGACGAGCUGGCCAAGGCAAUCCAGGCUGCUAAGGAGCGCGAGGACGCUGCGGCGGAGCGCGAGCGUGAGGCUCAGCGAGUGGCCUCCGACCAGACCCGCGUGCAGCAACUGCUUUCAGAGGCCGAGGCGCAGCAGGCAGCGGCGCGGGCGGCCAUGGAGCAAGCGGCCAGCGAACGGCGUUCGUUGGAGGCGAUGAGCCAGGCGCUGUCCUCGCUCGGCUCCGCGCUGGACGCCCGCGAGGCCAAGCUGCUGCAGACGUGGCGCGACCUCAAUGCGCAGCUCAACACACUGAGGGAGGAGGUGGCGCCGCUGGCGGAUGCUUCAUCAGGCGGACUGGAGGGCUUGGCCAUGGGGGAGAUUCCGGCGUCGCUCCUGGCGCCCAUUCCAGCCUCAACGGCCGCUGCUGGAGCUCUGCUGGCGGGUCUCACAGACGCAGCUCCCGCAGUUGCUGCCGCGAGUGGUGCUGCUGCUCGAGGAGCAGCAGCAGUCCCGCAGGCGGCAGUCGCAGCGGCCACAGCCGCCCUGGAGAAGCGACGUGCUGCAGUGCUGGAGCGUGAAACCGUCAUUCAAGAGCUCGUUCUGGGUUUGCACGUGCGCAUGGCCAAGCUCUCGUCGAUUGAGAAGCAAAUACGGGCGCAACAGGCGCGAGUGGCAUCAGAGACCCAGCAGUCUGCUGCGGAGGCACAGGCGCUCGCGCGACGUGAUGCCGAUCUGCGGGCAACGGCUGAGGCGCUGAGCGAGGAACGGACACGCUUGUUGUCACUGGCAGGCCAGGUGCAGGCUCGGAGUGAAGCGUUGGAUAAGCAGAAGCAGCAGCUUGAGGCAUCCAUGCAAGAGCUCGCCCUCAGUCGUCAGCAGCUCAGCGCCAUGCAGGCAACAGCUGCUGCCAAGCAGUCCGAGGCGGAGGAGGCAAUCAAACGUGCAGCUGAGAGGGCCGAAGCAGCCGAGGCCCGGGCCAGGGCGGCACAGCAGGCGGCGGAAAAGGAGGCCAAGGAACGGGCAGACGCGGCGGAGUUGCGUGCGAAUGAGCGUGCGGCAGCAGCAGAGAGCCGAGCGAAUGAGCGUGAGGCGGCCGCAGAGAAGCGUGCGAGCGAGCGGGAAUCCGCAGCGGAGAAGCGCAGUACUGAGAGGGAGGCGGCUGUGGCGGAGCGCGAGCAGACGCUUGCAGCACAGAUGUCGCAACGCGAGUUGGCUUUGUUAGCUGAGGUGGAGACACGCGAACAGAAGAUGACAACGGAAAUGGCAGAGCGGGAGAAGGCCGUCACGUUACGAGAACGCGACGUGGCAGACGCUGAGUCGCGCUUGGCGCGCUGGGCAGAGCAGUUGGCUUCUGCGCAACAGCGGGUAGCUGAGCAUGAGGCGUCGCUUUCGGGCCUGCAAGCCCUAAUGGACGAUACCCUUUCAGAGCGGCAGCGAAUUGUGGAGCUCCGGCGGGACUUGGAGCAAGCGGAACGGGAGCUUCAGGUGCAGCGUGCCGAAGCACAGGGCCAGGCAGCAGCGCUGACGCAGCGCGAGGCGGAUCUGGCUGUGCGCAUGGCAGAGCUGCAGGUCGGCUUGGAGCGCUUCCAAAGCCUGAAGCAGCAGCAGGAAGCACUGGAAGCCAAGCAGGCGGAGGUGGCGAAGCAGGUCGCCGAGCUCGGAGAACGUGAGGCGCGUCUGGCGGCUGCUAGGGCUGAAGUGGAGGCGGAGGCCCGCCGCCUAGAGGCUCAGGGCGCCGAGGCUGCGGCACAGGUGGAGUCCAAGAUGGCAGGCUUGGCAGAGCAGCGGAUCCAGCUAGAGCAAGCUAUUCGACGCAACGAGAAUGAGUGUGCGGAAUAUGAGAGCCGUCGUGCCGCACUUGAGGCGCAGCAACAGGCUCUUGCGCAAGAGCAGCAGCAGCUGGCUGCAACUCGCCGUGACAUUGAGGCGGAUGUUCAGGCACUAACGGAGAAGGCCGAGUCGGUGGAUCGGCUUCGCAUGGCCACGAAGGCUGACGCUGAUAAGCUUGCUGCAGAGCGGCUGGAGCUGCACGCCCGCAUGCGGCGGUCAACGGCAGACUUUGAGCAUGAGAUGCAGAGCGCCCAUGAGCUGGUGGAGCAGGCUAGGGCGCGGGCUGUGGAGGUAUCGCAGGCCGAGAGCUCACUCCGGGAGCGGCAGAAAGAGCUGAGUCAACGUGAAACCGAGCUAUCGUUACGGGAGCAGUCGCUGCAGAGAGGCUUGGCGCAAGCGGCUAUUGAGCGGGAAGAGCUCGUGCGGCGCAUGCAAAACCUGAACGGCCGGCAAGCUGAGGUGGAAGCGGCUCUGCAGCAGCUCGCCAGCUUGCAGGAGAGUCACGAGCGCUCAGUGCAGCAGGUCGCCGCCCGGGAGACCCGCGUUGAGGCGCGCACGACAGCACUCGUCCAGAUGGAAGCCAACCUCAAGGCUCUCAGCCAGCGACUGACUGGCGACUUGGAGGCAUGGAACACCCGUGCGCGGGGUCUGCUGGACUGCCGCCAAGCCGCGCUGGAGAGCCUCUCGCACAGCGUGGCUGCGGACCUAGACGCGCGCCAGGCUGAGCUCGCCCGGCGUGAGGCGCAGGUGCAGAACGAGGUGUCGUCGCUUCAGACUCAAAUCCAGAGCGAGGUCGAGACCGCCCGGCGCACAGCCUCCUCGGAGUGGGAGAUGCGGGCAAAGCAGGCUACGAAGGCCAUGGAAGACAAGGCGCGUCUAGUGGAGCAACUCACGGCAGAGCUUGAGGGACGGGGCAAGGAGCUGAAGGAUGCUCACGACGCCAUGGCAAAGCUCCAAGAGCAGCUCCUCUCCUCCGAGGCUCAUUCGGAGCAGCUGGGACAGAAGCUCGUAGCUGCCGAGCAGGCCUUGCGCGCAGCGCAGGCGUCUGCAGCCGCUGCCGCCGCCGCUGCUGCAACGGAGCGUCUUCAACUGCAGUCAGAGCUGCAGAGAUCUCUUGCGAAGGCUGGUGAGGCUUCAGCCGCUGCAGCAGCUGCAGCAACCGAGGCCGCUGCAGACAAGCAACGACUACAAGCCGAGUUGCAACGUGCCGGUGAAGCGGCUGCGGCUGAACAGCAGCGGCUGCAGGGCGAGUUGCAGCGGGCACGGGAGGAGAGGACGACGGAGCAGCAGAAACUCCAAGCUGAAGCCAUGCGUUCGCGUGAAGCAGCAGCGGCCGAGCAGCAGCGGCUGCAGAGCGAGCUCCAACAUGCACGGGAGGCGGCGUCUGCAGAGCAGCAGAGGCUGCAAGACGAGUUGAGGCGAGCGCAGGAAGCAGUACGACAGGCCAAGGACGAUCAUCGGGCUGCGGUUUCCGACUUGGAUCAGCUCAGGGUGGAAAAGCGCCGGCUAGAGGGUACCAUCCAGGAUCUAAACCGCGCUUUGGAUGAUGCCCGGGCAGCGACUGUGCAAGUCCAGCAAGCCGCCACACAGCAACGUACGGCAGCCGAGAAGGCUGCGUCCGAGCGCACCGCGGCACUGGAGGAUGAGGGGCGAGUCCUGAGGAGCCGGAUCGAUGAACUGCAGCGGCAGCUGUCAACUGCACGGGAUGAAGCUGCGGCUGCGGCUGCUGCAAAGCUGGGCAGUGACGAUGCUGCCCAGAAGGCAUUGGAGGAGCUUUCUAGGCAUAAACAGCAGCUUGAGCAGCAGCAGUCGCAGCUCCAGCAGCGCAUGGAGCAGCUGCGGGAGAGCGAGCGGCAGCUUGAGCAGCGGCGACAGCAGCUAGACGAGCGGCAAUGGCAGAGCGAGUCAACAGCUCGCCGGUUAGAGGACCAAUCGCGACAGCUGGAUAGCCGGCGCUCGGAAGCGGAGGCGGAGGCGCGACGGUUGGAGGAGCGAGCAAGGCUGUUGGACGAGCGAGCGGCGGCUGUGGCUCAGUCGGAACAGAAAGUGCAGUCGCUCCAGCGGGAGCUCUCGGAGGGCCAAGCACAGCUUGCGGAGCAGCGCCGGCAGGCUUCCUCUGCCGCCUCCACUGCCCUGGAGGUCGACAUGCGGCGGUCACAGCUGGAUUCUGAAGGCAGCAAGCUGGAGGCACAGCGAGUGGCCCUGCAGGCCGAGCGCGCGUCGCUUGCAGCGGAGCGGACACGCCUGGAGGAGGAGCAGGUACGCCUGCGCAUCCGCUGGGAGGAGCUGGAGCGCCGCCAGUCGGAGGGUGCAGCCGCCGAGACGGCCCGGGCCAGUGUGGAUGCGUCAGAGGCGGCGCUGCAGCGGCGGGAGGCGGACCUACGUGCCCGGGAAGAGCAGCUGUCAGCUCAGCGCGAGUCGCUGUCCGUUCGCGAGGCCGAGCUGCAGCGGCAGCACGCAGCAGCCCGCGCGCUGGUGGAGGAGAAGCAGCGGCAGCUGGAUGCGGUGCUGCAGCAGGGCGAGGCGUUGGCAGCACAGCAGGCCAGUCUGCAGGCGUGGCGCGAGGAGGUAGCUUCGAAGCUGGACCUGGGCAUGGCGGAGCUGACGGGGCGCCAGGCGGCGGUGGAGGAGGCUCAGGAGGCGCUGAAACGCGCUGAAGCAGACCUCACGGCCAGGUCGGACGAGUUGGCGCAGGCUGAGGCUCACCUGUCAGCCCAUCGGUCUAGCCUGGAGGAGGAGGCACGGCGGCUGACGGAGGAGGCGGCGCAGGUGCUGCGUGAGAGGAAGGCGCUGCAGAAGGAGCGGGAGGAGCUUGAGGUGCAAUCCGCUGAGGGACCCCGUGCGCUGCAGGCCCGGGAGCAAUCAGCGGGUGAGGCGCAGGAGGCGCUUCGAGCUGCCAUGGCGGCGCUGGCGGCGCGCGAGGCAGCGGUGGCCGCCCGGGAAGACGAGCUGGAGGCCCGUGUUGCCCGCCUGCGGGCUCAUGCGGCGGAAGCAAGGGAGGUUCAUGAUGCCAGCACCGCGGCUGAUGCAGCUGGUUCCAGGUCUCGAUCGACAAGCAGCCCUGGACAACUCGGACUUUCAACUUCCGCCCAGCUCCCGACAUCUUCGCAACAGUUCACCCUAAGAGACGCGACCGCUCAACGCCUGUCCGCAGCGCUCUCUGCACGCCAACCUCUAAUAUCCACUCUCAGCGGCUUGCCCUACUCCUCCGCAGCCCUGGCAGCUACCGCAACCACUGCAGCAGCUGCUGGCCGGUCAGACGCAUCACGGAUGGCCCCUCCGUCCGGUCACCGCAGCGUGCCCAACACUGGUGGCGGAGCCCUACUAGCGCCUGGCGCCUCCGCCCCUACCUUCUUCUCCACUGGCGGAGGUGUCGGCGUCGGCGUUGCUCCCUCACAAGCAGCCGUCCCGCAGUUGCUGACUCGGAUGUCCUUUGACCAAGCGACAGUGGCAUCGCUAGACCAGAUUCCCUGGGUUGCACCCAGCAGAGUUGUUUCAGGACAGGGCCUUGCAUCGCAGCCAGGAGCAGAACGACAGCAUGCAGCAGCUCAGUUUGGGAACCGCCGCUCAUCCGGCGGUGGCGGCGAUGGCGGUGCCGGAGUGGCAGCAUCCGUCGCUGUUAGCAGCGUCAGCGAGCUGGGAUUCCCCACGGCCCUUGCGGGCGCUGGGGUGGCAGCGUCCACAGCUACCACGGCGUCACUGCUGCUGCGGGGUCCGCUGCCGACGGAGACGCCCCUAGCGUUGCAGGGCGGCGGCGGUGCAGGCGGGCGUGGUGGCAUGGCGCAGGAGAGUGGCGCUGCCACGCCAGCCGGCCAGUCGGAUACGCCGCUGAUGGGGUCGGUGCUGCCAGAGGCACGGAAGAGGCAUGUCCGCGGCGCCGCAAUCCAGCAGUCCAUUCUGGAGCAACAACCAUCCAGCCGUUACUCCACCUUGCAACCACCAGCGCCGCCGCUCUUCCAGGAGACGUCCUAUGACUCCACCAUCUCUUCGUCGGUGCAGACGGCGGCCGCUGGCGCUAACCCCUCCCCCCCUGUUGGCGGCGGCAGCAGCGGCGGCGGUGGGACUCCAGCCGCUGGCAGUGCUGCUGCGGCUAGCGCUGCCCGGCAGCAACGCACGCUGCAGGUGCUGCUCGCCACUACACAGCAAGCGGCCACGCGAGGACAGGAGAGGCUGCAGCGGCUGUACCGCAUCACGGAGCCCCUGGCCGCUGACCUGUCAUUCGAGGAGCGGCCCCUCCUGGAGCGGUGCCGCGACGCGCUGGACGGCUUGUCCCGGGAGCUGGAGUCGCUGCAGGCAGCGGUGCAGCAGACGACUUCAGCUGUAGCGGCAGCAGGUGGUCUACCCGAGAUCAGCAAUCUACGACGCCAGGUGGAGGCGCACCAGCGAGCCCUGGCGCAGUGGGAGGCCGCCGUCGCGGCGCAGAUGCAAACCAUUACCGGUCUGCAGGACCCGGUCAGGCGCAGCUCAUUGUUGCGCAGUCUGACAGCGAACCAGUAACGGACCUGUGACAUUGCGGGUCAUUCCUGGAGUUAGGUCACCUGAGGACUGCCCUAUACCCGAAGCGCAACACUUCAUGUGUCUUCAACACCCAAACAGCGUUUUGCGUUUGGCAUGCAUUUUGAUUGCAACAUUCUUGGAUAUUGUCAAGUGGGAUGUACUUUGUCAGCCUGUGAAUGGAUGUGAAGACUGUCUAUCUCGCAUGUGUUUGAGGCGUGACUUAGGCGGUAUGUACUGCAGGCAUGCCGUACAAUCCUGCUAAGCUGUCAUGGGCCACGGGUUGUAAGGGGUUUGGGGUUUGCUAUGGACGAGCAAGUUGUAUGUACGCCUAGGUAAAGUCUUGUGUACAUGGUUAAUACUACUACUAGUGCUUGUGGGUUGCCAAUUUUGGGCUGCACACAUGCCCACUGCAACCUCAUGUGCAACAUCAUAUGUGCGGAAGCCGCGCAUGACCCCAAGCUGGUCUCGUCUGUUCGCAUGUUUGUAUCCCUAAACAUGUAUGCAGCCAUUGUGGCUCAUCCGUCUGCCACAAUAAUUGUAAGCCCUGU